Molecule: messenger RNA, 3189 nt
Organism: Lepisosteus oculatus (spotted gar)
Lineage: Eukaryota; Metazoa; Chordata; Actinopteri; Semionotiformes; Lepisosteidae
Gene: ngef
Product: neuronal guanine nucleotide exchange factor
Biological process (GO): activation of GTPase activity
Molecular function (GO): guanyl-nucleotide exchange factor activity; protein binding
Source: RefSeq, a predicted model, not a curated record
CUACAGCCUCUUAGGGAAAAGAGUAUUCAUGGCAUUCAGAGAAACUGGUUUAUUCUCCCCUGCUGGUUCCUGAUUUGUGUAAUAAAGAAAAGAGCCCUGUGGAAGGUGAACUUUGAUCAUCACCUGACAAAAGAUAAGGGUCCGGCCCAACUUUCGAUGGUUUGUCCUGAAACUCAGAGUGCUGUGAGGAGCAUUCACUGUGAUAUCCAAAUCUUCCCUGGGACUGGAACCUUACAAGUCUGGUGCUCUGUAAGAUAAUGAAGUAUCCAUUAGCAAAGCCCAGGUAAAGAAGAAUGCUUUCCAUCUCGUGAAAUGCCUAUAGAGAAGCCAGCUUCGCCAUGAACGUGCUGUUGUCGAAGUGGAGCAAGUCCCAGGACGCCCCAGACAGGCAGUCCUCAGCUGGACAAACACAGGAAGAGGACGACGAGGAUGAAUCUGAUCAUGUGACGGGGAACAGAAUACCAAUCCGCAGGAAUUCCAGGUUCUACAGCUCAAUGAGGAGGAAGAGGCGGGCCAGGGGACAAGCGGGAUCAGGAGACCAGCCUCCCGAAAAUGACGCAAAAGUGAAAACAGUCACAGACUCUCCCUCCAGCAACAACACAGGAAGCAGCUGUCCCAUGAAGCCCCGAGUCAUCGUAAAUCCUCCUCCCUCUCCCCAGACUCCAGGGCCAGCCUUGCCCUUCAGGCCUGGAGCCCUGUUGCCCAGCAACGGGGAGCCUGGAACUCAGAGUUCACAGCAAAUUGGGUCCAUUUCCCCUCCAGUGAAGACAGACCUCAAGGGGGGGUGGCAGGACAAGAGAGCUUUUCUUCUGAACAGCCAACAGAGGUCCUUGUCUUCAGGGAUACCACAGCCCAGGUCAGGACACCAAAGUCCACACACGCAAGUGGAGACUCUCACAGAGCAAGUGGCAGCCUGCUCUGUCCAUGGGCAGAAAAGCAUGGACAAUGAAGGAAGAGACACGGAAGAAGCAAAUGACUUAGACUCAAUCUCACUGAGGCUGGUGAAUAACAGAGACGGAGAUGCUGCCAUCUGUUCAAGUAUCAGAAUCAUUAAAAACAUGGAAUGGUGCCUGUACCAGGAGUACCGCGACAAGUCCAAACAGCACGAGAUUGAGCAGAGGAGGCGGUGUGAUGCUCUGGCCACCACAGGACCCAGCAGAGGCAUUCCUGAGAAGGCGGCCAUGCAACUCCAGAGGAGGAGCUUCUUCCAGGGAGCCAUGAGCCUGUGGCAGAACUUGGAGGAAGUGCAGAAAAGCGGCAUCCUGGACAUCCUCAAACCCGAGCAGAUCAUCCUGCAGGAGUCAAUGUUUGAGCUGGUCACCUCAGAGGAGUCCUACAACAAGAGUUUAAAGCUGCUGGAAUCUCAUUUCCUGAAAAACGCAGUCCUGUUGAAUACGUUGAGCCAGUCAGAUGUCCACUUCAUCUUCUCCAACAUUGAGGAAGUGAUGAAAGCCAGUGAGAGGUUUCUAUCUGACCUUGAGAAGAGAUUGGAGAAAGGAGUCAUGAUCUCAGAUGUGUGUGAUAUCGUGUAUGACCACGCGGCCAACCAGUUCCAUGUGUUCGUCACCUACGUGUCAAACCAGAGCUACCAGGAGCAGGCCUACAGGAGAAUAUUACAGGAAAAUGCUGCUUUCCGGACUGUCAUGGCCAACCUGGAGAAUGAUUCCAAGUGCAAGGGGCUGUCCUUCAAUUCCUUCCUCAUCCUACCUUUCCAGAGAAUCACGAGGCUCAAGCUGCUGGUGCAGAACAUCUUGAAGAAGGCUGAAGAGGGGUCAGAGAUAGAGGCCAAUGCAGUUAAAGCCCACUACCAGCUGGCAAAGAUCGUCAGAGACUGCAAUGAAGGGGUAAGGAAAAUGAACCGCACUGAGGAGCUCAUCUGCAUUGAGAAGACACUGGAUUUCAAAUCCAAGUCAGUGCCAGUGAUCUCCCACUCUCGCUGGCUCCUGAAGAGGGGAGCGCUCACUCACAUGUCCAACCCCAAGAACACCAGGACCUUCCGCAACAAGAAGCUCUUUCAGCCCCUCUACCUCUUCCUGUUCAAUGACCUGCUGCUGAUCACCAAGAAGAGCUCCAACGGGGAGAAGUUCCAGGUGCUGGACUCGAGCACCCGGGCCAUGCUGCGCACUGAGGACAAGGAGGACCAGGGACAGGCUCUGGCCAACAUCUUCUCCCUGCGCCUGAUGGAGAAUCAGAAUGAGAGCGACGUCACCUACAUGUUCAAGGCCUCCAGCCCGAGUGACAAGCGACGCUGGAUUUGUGCCCUGACGCCCAAAUUCCAAACCCGAUUACUUAACUCAAACUCCAAACAUGGAGACUCCCCCCAGGUGCAGUGCAUUCAGUCCUACGCAUCGCAAGAGCCUGACGAGAUGUCAGUGGAGAUGGCCGACAUUAUCAACGUCCUAGAGAAAACGGAGGACGGCUGGAUGAUGGGCGAACGCCUCCAUGAUGGAGAGAAAGGGUGGUUCCCCAGCAGAGUGGUGGAGGAGAUCCAGAACCAGGAGCUCCGGGCCCAGUACCUGCGGGAGUGCCAGCGGAUCCAGCAGGCCGAGGGCAAUGGUGUUAGGCUGAUGGCAUCCAGGGGCAGGCGCUUGAGAAACAUCCAGCCGUGACCUCUGUACACCUGGACUGGCAAACAUAGCUCCUGCUGUAGACUGAGGAACACAUUAUGGUCUUCCAGCUGUUGUGGCCAGAUCUAGGUUUCUGUGGAUUUUAGCCUGUUCUCCGUGGAUGAACUCUGGGAAGGUUUAAACGUGAACUAAAAACUUUAUAAUAAGCUUAUAGCCAUAACAUGACACUUAACAUGGCUUUAUGUAAGACAGGGAAUACCUAGGUAAUUCUGUCCUCUGCAGUCCUUCAAAGUUGAUUUUACUGUUCAAAUGGCAUGGUCAUCAUUCGGAAACACAAACCAUGUGCAUGAUAAGAUGAAAUACGCCAAAGCAAACUGCCCCAGAACUUAUCACCGAUUCCAACGCCAUUCAGACCUGCAGGGAGAAACUUCAGCUGCUGCACUGCAGGAUCCUGAGACGCAUCAGGUCUGGACCUGGCCGAGAUUGAGGAAGACUGGCCCUAUUAGAGUGGAGCAGGGCUACUGGAGAAUCCUCAAGGAGGUGUCUUUUGUUUUGGGCUAAAAAUGGAACUCCCCAUGAAAACCCUCUUUAAUCUGGAGUUAUAUAAUAAUUUGGAGGGAAG